AUGGUUGAUAGCAAAGAAGAUAAGAAUAAAUUUACAAAUUUUCAGGCAAGUCUAGCAUUGAAAGCAGCACUAAAAGAAAACAAAAUCAACUUAGAAAACGAUCCAGCAUACCCCGCUCUUAAAGAAGCUGAGGAAGGUAUAAUGCAAGCUUCUCGUAUAUGCCAAGUUUUAGCAGCAAUAAUACCAACAUGUGCACUUUACAAAUUUCGAUAUAGGCAAAACUUCCCAAUUACUGAAAUCAUAAUGAAGAUUCUUACAAUUUAUGGAGUGAUAGGAGCUGGAUAUUAUAUAAAUCCUUCAAUGACUAAAUAUCAUGAGCUCAUAGCACAGAUUUCUUUAAGGAGAAAAGAUGAGCUUCAAGCAUAUGUAGAGAGCCAUAAAAAUUCAAAAUAA
Molecule: messenger RNA, 393 nt
Organism: Blepharisma stoltei
Lineage: Eukaryota; Ciliophora; Heterotrichea; Heterotrichida; Blepharismidae
Source: the annotation of a GenBank genome assembly